Messenger RNA from Hyalella azteca, 2551 nucleotides. Its product is annotated as brain acid soluble protein 1. The coding region runs from base 234 to 1340 and encodes 368 amino acids. Lineage: Eukaryota; Metazoa; Arthropoda; Malacostraca; Amphipoda; Hyalellidae. The record is from RefSeq and is a predicted model, not a curated record. The transcript is spliced from 5 exons.
CCGUUUGAGUAAAUAAGAGCGGAUUUACUUCAAGAUAGUCUCUGACUCUGUCAGACAGUAUAGAAGUAUGGUGCUUUUAACAGAUUUUUAAAAUUUUCCGGAAUUAAAAGGAGUGAAAUAUCUCGCUCGUGUUUUAAUCAACAUUCACAUUCAACGCCAUUCAUUACAGUUCAAGUGAAAAAAUUGUCCCCACAUUUAGCGUUGUCGGCUAUUUUUCACAGCAGUUUUAGAAAAUGGACACAUCAUCUGAGGGCACUCCAACCACUCCCAAGGGCCGCAAGAAGAGAGGCAGAGCUUCAAGUGAGGCUGAAGCACUGAUGAAGGAGGUGGGUCUGGACAACAGCUCUGUGGAGGAAGAAGGAGGCUCACGACGACGCACCCGAGCUGCUGCUAAAGGAAUUGUCUACACCCCUCCCCCACCCAAGAGGCAGCGAGGAGCUGCUGCAGGUCGUAGAGGAAGAACACCCAAAAAUAAGAAAGCAGAUGAGAGCACUGAGGACGAAACUGGGGAUGAAGUUACCCCUGAGAAGAGUGAAGAGAAGGUCAGCAAUGACGCGGAAGAGAAGAUGGAAACAGAAGAAGAGAAAUCUGAUGACAAAGUAGAUGGUGAUGACUCCAAUGAUAAAAGUGCAAAGAAUGAUGGAGACAGUAAGAAAGGCGAAGAUAAUAAAAAGGAGGGUGAUAAUAAAAAAGAUGAAGAUAAUAAGAAAGACGGAGAAAAUAAGAAAGAAGAACAAAAAAGUCCUGUAAAAUCAACAUCCUCUGUCAAAGUUGCAUCUCCUGCUGCAUCACCUGCUAAAGUUGCAUCACCUGCGGCUUCCCCAGCCAAAGCGACAGAUACUUCCAAAUCCAAUGCAUCUCCCGCAAAAGCUGCUGAGUCCUCCAAGCCCUCUGCAGCAGAGGCUGCUUCUUCGCCCACCAAAACAGCCGCAGCCUCAAGUGAGAAUCAAUCAUCACCUGCAAAAGCUCCCGCCGCUCCUACUGCUGCUCAAACGAACACAUCUUCUGCCAAGGCUCCCGUCAGCAACAGCCAGAGUCCUUCUAAGCCAAUCUCAGCAUCUCCGGCCAAACCUGCAUCUGGUAACUCACCUGUCAGUUCUCCAGCCAAGCCUGUCAACAAUUCCUGUGGGCAGUCGCCAGUUAGACCCGCCGACUCUCCAAACAGUAUCAAUCGGCCGGCAUUGGGAGGUUUGAGUCCGGCAAGCAACAACCAGCAGACGCCUUCCAACGCCGCCCUAAAGCCUGCAGAGCAAACCAAGGCCGUCACUCCUGCUUCAGCUGCUGCACCUGCUGCCACACCCACCCCGGCUGCUGUCGCUGCUAAUGCCGCUACCGAGUAGUUCUCUGUACACUUUAUCUUCACUUUUAUGUUAAAUUGCAUACUUGCUGGAGGGACCAUUGUUCUACUGACAUCAGGCUUAAACUUAAUAGUUGGUGCUUGAAUUGAGAGCUUUCGAGCUCUGGACGUUUUAGAUAAUGUGUCUUGAUCAUGGACAAAAUUAAUUAUCUUGGUCUUAUGAUAUUUUCGUGCUAAGUACCAUCUUUUAAGUGUUCGCGAAAAAUUAAGUUCUUGAGAACUCUGUCACUCCAGCAGUUUUUUUUAUCCACUCCACGCGAAGGAUUUAGUGUAAGUUGAGCGCAUGGGAGCAAACUGAAGCCUGUUGAGGGAAACCGAUACUUAUUCUUAUUUAAACUUGGCCCCUUCCAAGAAAUAAAUGACUAUGAGCGAACCGUAAAUACGUUUCAAAUUUAUUAAUUGGAAAAGGAACAGUUAAAAAAGACGUUUGAGAGUGUUGACCUGAAUAGGCUCUUGUUUGCCUCUAUUGCUGAGCGUUGUCUUCGCUGCAGCCAAACGUCGGCUCUGGUGCGCCUCAUGUACAAAUUCUUAUAACGUACUUCAUAUUAUCGGCCUCUUAGUGACUGACUUGAAGAAAAUUUGAUACAUUUUUCCGCUGGGUAAAUUUAUCUCGUGCAAUUUGGUACAAAUUUUGGGUGGUAACAAUGCUGUUCUGAUGUAAGAAAACGUAUGUGAAAAUUAUUACCUUGAAAUUUUUAUUUUUAUCUGGUUAUGUUGGGUAUGGUCUUAGACGCUUUAUUUUAUAAAUUUGGGAGUCGGAUGUAUUGAAGCGCGUUUUUUUUUUCUAAAUUCGGUUAAUCAUCAUUGAUUUAUUCAGUAGAGGCGAUAGGCCGAAUAAUGAUAAUCUACUGGGACUCUAAAUGUAGACUUUAUUCUAAAUAAGAUAGAAGUCUGGGAUGCAUUUCAAUUAUGUUCAUUUGAUAACAAAAGUAGGCCGCCUAAUUUUCAUGGAAAUUCUCCGACGAUUUUCGAUUCCAAGGAUUUUUUUUCUUGAUGUAUUCCCAUUCGUUGAAGUUUUUUUUGGAGUUAUAGUUGUUUCCUCGUGCCUGCUUAUUUUUUUGAAGGGAAUAUCCUUACUUGCAAUUUAGCGAAUAAAUUAGCUGUCCUGAUUUGGUCGCAACUCGGCCUCAAUCUAAAAAUCUUAUCCUGACUUAGUCUUGUGGACAAAUUUUUGAGAAAAGUUCGUGAUUUAUU